AUGAGCGAUGAAGAAGAGGACGAUCUUGGAAUCAAGCCGGGAACUGUGAUCGACUCCAGCAAGGCAAACUACGUUGUCAUUAAACUGCUCGGUGAAGGAGGAUUCGGCGCAGUAUUUAAGUUUACUGAAGAUGAUGAUAGACUGGUAUAUCAGGGUUUUCAGAUAGCCAUCCUUAAACUCGUUUCGCAAGAACGAACUCACUCUCACUUCACAUCGAUUGUCGAUCGAGGAAAAAAAGAAACAUACUUCUUCCUGGUUAUGGAAUUGGUCGGAAAAAGUUUGGCCGAUUUGAAGCACCACAGGCCUGGUCGGGUAUUCUCCAUGUCGACUGGAUUAGGGGCAUCUAUUCAGUGUCUAGAAGCAUGUGAGGACCUUCAUAAACACGGAUUUAUACAUCGCGAUUUAAAACCAGCAAAUUAUGCCUGUGGAUUAGGAGACAAGAAACGAAUUAUUUAUAUUCUUGAUUUUGGUAUAGCGCGAAAAAUAUUGAAUGAGAAAGGAGAGCUGAAAACACCUAGAAUGACGGUUAAAUUCAAGGGAACUAUACCCUUCGCAUCAAUAUCCUGCCAUCGAAAUACCGAAAUGGGACCAAAAGAUGAUUGCGAAUCAUGGUUCUACUUAUUAAUCGAUAUAACCUUUCCGCAGGGAUUGCUAUGGAAGGCUCUAAGCGAGAAAAACGAAGUUUUACAUAUGAAAGAAGAAAUACGAAAAGAAAAACGCGAUGCCCAAUUUUUAAAUAUAAAAUGCAAGGAAGAACUUCAAAGAGUAAUGGAUUACAUCGACAGUCUUCACUAUCAUGAUCACGUUGAUUAUUCGUUCAUAUACAAAUUACUAGAAGAGGUAGGUAAACAAAGAAUUUUAACCUCAAGAAUCAGGAGAAUCGCAAGGAGUACCGUGGGAGGCAAUUGGUGUCGUAGUGGGUCAAUAGGUUGGGGACGGUUGGAUUGGGGGCUGUCACAGCAGGUGGCAGCGUGCAUGAUCCUUAUGAUUGGGAAGUGGAGACGCCAAGAGUCAGGAGAAGUGGACACCAUUUAG
Messenger RNA from Haemonchus placei, 1035 nucleotides. The record is from the annotation of a GenBank genome assembly. Lineage: Eukaryota; Metazoa; Nematoda; Chromadorea; Rhabditida; Trichostrongylidae.